GAAAUCUUCGCUGCGCUUUGUGAGUGUUUGAGGGGGAGUGACUGAAGAAGCACUUGGCUGUCUUUACAUCCUGUUGUGGUCGUGCAACGGCGUGUGUGCUGUUGUGUGUGCGUGUUGUGUGUCUGCGAGGUGUGUUUGCAGCCAGAGCGAGUUCAAGUAUGAAGAGAGGAAAGAAUGCAGAGGAUGCGGCUGCAGACGGGGAGAAUGACUCCGGCGCUGCUUCUGCAAAGAAAACAAAGAAGGCCAAGGAGCCAGAGGCUCCAGUACUGUACGAUGAUCCUCCUGACAAAAUGACCAGCAAAGAUGGACGGGAGGCCAACAUGAAGAUCACUUCCUGGAACGUCGACGGUCUGAGGGCCUGGGUGAAAAAGAAGGGUUUGGAUUGGGUGCGUGAGGAAGCUCCAGAUAUUUUGUGCCUGCAGGAGACCAAGUGUGCAGAAAAAUCUCUCCCUGCAGACAUUACCUCAAUGCCGGAGUAUCCUCACAAAUACUGGGCCGGGUCAGAUGAUAAGGAGGGUUACAGUGGUGUGGCCAUGCUCUGUAAGACUGAACCGCUCAAGGUCACCUAUGGCAUUGGUAAAGAAGAGCAUGACAAGGAGGGCCGAGUCAUCACUGCAGAGUUCCCCAACUUCUAUCUGGUGACCACCUAUGUGCCAAAUGCCGGAAGAGGCCUUGUGCGCCUAGAUUACCGCAAAACCUGGGACGUGGACUUCCGGGCAUACCUCAGCGAGCUGGACAUGCAGAAGCCCCUGGUGCUGUGUGGCGACCUCAAUGUUGCACACCAGGAGAUAGACCUGAAAAACCCCAAAGGGAACAAGAAAAACGCAGGCUUCACCCCGGAUGAGCGCGAGGGCUUCAGCCAGCUGCUGGGAUCCGGUUUCACCGACAGCUUCCGCGAGCUGUACCCCGAGCAGACCAAUGCCUACACCUUCUGGACCUACAUGAUGAACGCCCGCGCAAAGAAUGUGGGCUGGAGGCUCGAUUACUUUUUGCUGUCGUCCAGUCUGGUGCCAGGCCUGUGCGACAGCAAGAUUCGCAACAAGGCCUUGGGAAGCGACCACUGCCCCAUCACGCUGCUCUUAGCUGUGUAGGUCAUGGUCUGAGCAGCCUUCACUGUUUCCGUAGUACUUCCAUUCUGAUGUCUGAAGUGUGCCUGUGUGUGUGUGCCUAUGUGUGUGUGUGUGUGUGAGAGUGUGUGAGUGUGUGAUAGUGAGGCAUUGCCAGUUUAGGCAGGAAAGUCUUACAAAUGCUGCCCAAACUAUCUUUCAGUAGGCUCAGCUGUAGCUUAGCUGUCAAGUACUUUGAACCUUUUCACAAGGAAUGAUAAUAAAAUGACUCACAAUGCCCAUUUAUCCUACAAAAAAUUUAAGCUUGUCAAUAAACCCAGUGACAUACACCCCCAUUCUGUAAAGAUGCAACACUAAAUUCGUGAAAAUGUCUAAGCUGAUUUUCAACAAAAACCUGUCUGGGAAACUGUCACAGUGUGACGCCUGUCUGUAUUACUGCUGGCCGGACCGAGCCUGCAGUAUGUUUUUGUGUUACUGUCUGAAAUGAAACCACUGCUGUAAAAUAAAUGUAACUUGCUCUAGCACAAAAAUGUUUUAAGCCUCUUUUCCAAAGCAGUGUUAUAUUUUCUGUUGUAAAACAUACCAACAAUAAAGACUGAAUUUCUGUAAA
Plectropomus leopardus (leopard coralgrouper) is the source of this 1677-nucleotide messenger RNA. RefSeq names its product apurinic/apyrimidinic endodeoxyribonuclease 1. Gene Ontology annotation, cellular component: nucleus. NCBI's taxonomy places the organism in Eukaryota, Metazoa, Chordata, Actinopteri, Perciformes, Serranidae. Gene Ontology annotation, biological process: base-excision repair. The record is from RefSeq and is a predicted model, not a curated record. Gene Ontology annotation, molecular function: DNA-(apurinic or apyrimidinic site) endonuclease activity; phosphoric diester hydrolase activity; endonuclease activity.